AUAAUUAAACAAUGCAUCAGUUUUAACUGUAGGAAACACAGCUUAUGACUCUGUUGUCAGAAUACUGCAAAAAGUUUGCAUUAACAUGUCAUUUUGUUUUCUGAAUUAAUAUUCAAAGAGACAUAUGACAAUAGCCAAAGUCUUUGAGCUUCUAAAUACAGCUUUUAAAGCUCCCAAUUUCAAGAAAAAAAUUUUUUUUGACAUCUUUUGUUCCUUUUUAUUGCUGAUUCAGUGACUUGAGCCUAACUACCAAGGGAUUGGGUCUUGUGUGUUAAGUAAUUUCUGGAAGUCCCUGGAAAAUACCGUUGCCCUGAGAUGGAAGGGUUUGUAGUCUAAAGAAUAUUGUCUGUAUCUUUGUUGACUCACUGUAUUCACUGGAACUAGAUUUUGAAGGAUGAAUAGACAUUUUUAGGCAAUGAGGUAGGAUAAAGCAAUUUUUCCUAAAGAGCUGCUAAAAAUAGUUCCUAAAGUGAAUUAGAUAGCAAAGAAUUUAGUCAUCAAGUAAUUUUGAGAAACACUGUUAAUCUAAAUUAAACCAGUUUCUAUACUAUUAGACUCCUUAGAGGCUUUUCUAUACUAAUGAACAUUGUGAUUCUCUAGAAAUGGGGUAAUAUAUGAAUUUUCCAAAGCUAUCUAAUGGUGGAACCCACUUUUUAUUUUCCACCAAUGUCCCUUAACUAUCUUGAGGGAUUUGUGUUCCAUAAACAAUUUGAAAUUUCUGGGUUAGUGGUAUUCACAGCAAAAGAAUUACCAUGUUUAAAACCUUAUAAAGGUGACAGAGCAUGAUGUGUUUGGAAAAUAACUGGUAGUUUUAUCUAACCAGAGAAUGGUGAGCGGAUGGGAGCAAAACAGUGGCAGGAAAUGAGUUGGAUGAGACAAUGAAGUCACAGUGUUAAAAAUCUAUCCUGUCAGCAGUGGGGAGCCAUUGAAGACUUUUAAAAAGGGAAGUAGCAUGAACACAUUUGCAUUUUUGAAAGAAUGGACAUGAACAGGUAAAAUGUCCAGUGAUCGAGCAUUGAGGAAACAGCAGCAGUUAAACAACCUCGUUUAUGUGGUUACAAAUCAAGCCAGACCUGGUGACAGAAUUGUGGACUUCUGCAGCGGCGGGGGCCAUGUUGGAAUUGUGCUUGCUCACAUGCUGCCAUCCUGCCAGGUUACAUUAAUAGAAAACAAGGAAUUAUCUUUAGUUCGUGCCAAGAAGAGAAGUGAUGAACUAGGCUUAAGCAACAUUUGGUUCAUUCAAGCAAAUAUGGAGUAUUUUACAGGGAUGUUUAAUAUUGGGGUGGCGUUGCAUGCUUGUGGAGUGGCAACAGACAUGGUGAUUGAGCACUGCAUCAAAAUGCGGGCUUCCUUUGUCACAUGCCCUUGCUGUUAUGGUUUCAUUCAGAGCACCUCAAAGUUUAAUUUUCCAAAAAGUGAACAAUUCAAAGAAACACUAUCAUACAAGGAACACAUGAUUCUGUGCAGAUUUGCGGAUCAGACAGCUGUCCAGCUCCCACUCCAACGCAGGCUAAUAGGAAAACAGUGCAUGUGCCUAGUGGAUCUGGAUCGAGCAAGAGCUGCGGAAGAACGUGGUUACUCCGUCCAAGUGAUAUCCAUGGAGCCAGAGAGCUGCUCUCCCAAAAAUAACAUGAUCGUGGGAGUCCCCAUUUAGAAUGAGAUAUUCACAUUUGAUGUCUUGCCACUCGUCUUCAUAAUGGAAGCCAAGUGGCAUUCAGGGGGUUCCUGGCAUAACUAGGAAAUAGCAUUAGCCAUCCUGAACCUACUGUGCUCAGGAAAGAAAGCAGCAGGAAAAUCUUGGAAGAAAGGCUGCCUGCAAGGCAUCCCAAAUGCUCUUACAAUGUGUGAUUAAAGAACUCCUGGUUUUCAUAGUGAGAAUCCCCUGAGUUCUCAGCUGCCAACAGAGUAAUUCUCACUAGUGGAGGUUCCAUCACUGGAAUAACAAUUUCUUUCUUGGCUCACAGGCUUUUCUGAUCUUGCUAAUGUGACAUUCAAUUCAAAACAAUGAUCAUGUGGUACUUGGAACCUUUAUUUUACAAUUAUUUGGAUAUUCACAUGGGGCCUGAAAGUAGACUCAGUGGGGUUUUUUUUUUUUGUUUUUUUUUAAUAUUUUUAACAAUUGUACUUCUAUAUUUUUAAAAUAAUCUAGUCUGACAAUUACAGUAUGGUUAUUUCUAAGCUGGAGUUAGUUGGACUUGUGUAUCAUCUAAUACAUUUUAAAAAUAUUUUUCCCAUAAAUUACUAAAUGAGAUCAUUACUGGUCAAACAUUUUAUAUGAAGAGAUUAUAAAAUAAUUUUAAUAAAUUUCUCACUAUGGGAACAUAUAACUUGGAUAUAAAUUCUAACUAAUCAGUAAAUACAUAGAUUAUUUAGUUCAAUUCUAUUAACAGUUAUUGAGGAUCCAUUAUUUUCAAGACCCCAGCCUAGAUUCUUCUGAAAAUACAAUGAGUUUCAAGAGAUACUUCUUUGUCUAUGGAAGUAAAUCAUCUAAAAGAGAAAAAUUAAAGAAUUAGUGCAUUCUUUAUGUCAUAAUAUAAUGAGUGGUCACAGGAUUUG
This is a messenger RNA of Trichechus manatus latirostris (Florida manatee), 2556 nucleotides long. Its product is annotated as glutathione S-transferase C-terminal domain-containing protein. The transcript is spliced from 8 exons. Lineage: Eukaryota; Metazoa; Chordata; Mammalia; Sirenia; Trichechidae. The record is from RefSeq and is a predicted model, not a curated record. Gene Ontology annotation, cellular component: cytoplasm. Bases 998 to 1654 code for a protein of 218 amino acids.